UAUUUAACGCUCGCACGCCCGAUGGGAAACCGUUUAGUCUUUAAUCGUACACCAAGCGCAUAAGGAUGAAGUAUAGCUCGGCGAGUGUGAAGGUGGCGGCCCUGCUGCUGCUUGGCGUGAUUGUCGUUGCGUCGGGCAAAUCGGUCGACAAGAUCCGUCGUCCGUUCCCGGGCAUUGAGCGGUUGGCUACCCGCCGGGAAGGUUUUGUACCACCGAAGGGAUACGUGUCGCAGAAUCCGCGCACGGUCGAGGGCCGCUUUACGUCGCGUGUGAACCACUUCGACCCGCAGAACCGGGACACGUUCGAGUUUAACUAUCUGCACAAUGAUCAGUAUUAUCGCCCGGGUGGCCCACUGUUCAUCGUCGUCGGUGGACACUAUCCGAUCAAUCCGUACUUUAUGGAGAACAGCCACUUCCGCGAUGUGGCCUCACUGCAGGGCGCCUGGUUGGCAACGAACGAGCAUCGCUACUUCGGUGGCAGUAACCCUGUCCCGAACUACUCGACGGAGAACCUCCGCUUCAUGCGCACGGAACAGGUACUGUUCGAUCUGAUCGAGUGGAUCGAUUUCCUGCGCCGUGAGGUUAUGGGAGACCCCAACGCACGCGUCAUUCUGCACGGAUUCAGCUACGGUGGUGCACUGGCCUCGUGGGCCCGCCAGCGCUUCCCGAACAUCAUUGAUGGCGCCUGGGUAUCGAGCGCUACCGUUCGUGCGACGGUUAACUUCGAGGAGUUCACCGAAGACUUUGGUAACACGAUCCGCAUCAAGGGUAGCGAUGAGUGCUACAGCGCCAUCUUCCGUGCGUUCCAUACCGCGGAGAAUCUGAUCGAUGCUGGUCGCAUCGAAUCGGUUUCGUCCAUCUUCAACACCUGCGACCCGAUCGAUCCGGAGAACUCGCUGCAGGUUGAGCUGUUCCUGCAUCUGAUGGUGCUGUCGCUCGAGAUUUCCAUGUUUGAAGAUUUUAACAUUGAAAAUGUGAACCGCGUGUGCGGUGUGCUGACGGACGAUCAGUACGGUACGCCGAUGGAAGCGUUGGCCGCCUACCUCAAGAGCCGCUACGAAGAGAUUCGCGAAUGUUUCGACCUAUCGUUCGAGAACUUCAUCUCGAUCCUCGGUGACGAGUCGCUCGAUGCCAUCCAGAACGAGCAGUACGGUCUGCGCCAGCUGAACUAUCACAUCUGUACCGAGUUCGGUUACUUCCAGACGGCUCAGUCCCGUGACCAGCCGUUCGGUUCCAAGGUGACGUACGAUCUGUUCCUGGCCGAGUGUGCCGCCGUGUUCGGUGACUGGCUGUCGGCCGAUGUGCUGUACGAUGGUGUGCGUCUGACCAACUUCCACUUCGGUGCUACUGAUCCGCGCAUCACCAACGUGCUGUACACGAACGGUGGCAUUGAUCCGUUCCGUCAUGUUUCGAUCACGGAGUACACGAACCUGCUGGCGAAUGCUCGCGUCACGCCCGCCGCCUUCUACACCGAGGACAUCCGUGCGAUCAGCGGUAUGGAUUCGGAGGAGAUGCUCGAAACCAAGCACAUGGCCGAGCAGUACAUCACCACCUGGUUGGGAUCUCCGAUCAGCCCUUUCAGCCGAUACAUCCGGAAGUAAGCGAUAGAGAGGAGGAAAAG
This is a messenger RNA of Anopheles maculipalpis, 1621 nucleotides long. RefSeq names its product putative serine protease K12H4.7. The coding region runs from base 66 to 1601 and encodes 511 amino acids. Gene Ontology annotation, molecular function: serine-type exopeptidase activity; dipeptidyl-peptidase activity. The transcript is spliced from 3 exons. Gene Ontology annotation, biological process: proteolysis. Lineage: Eukaryota; Metazoa; Arthropoda; Insecta; Diptera; Culicidae. The record is from RefSeq and is a predicted model, not a curated record.